Chelmon rostratus (copperband butterflyfish) is the source of this 1197-nucleotide messenger RNA. RefSeq names its product collectrin, amino acid transport regulator (gene cltrn). The transcript has 6 exons. NCBI's taxonomy places the organism in Eukaryota, Metazoa, Chordata, Actinopteri, Chaetodontiformes, Chaetodontidae. The record is from RefSeq and is a predicted model, not a curated record. Bases 281 to 961 code for a protein of 226 amino acids.
GGCUGGCUGGCACACUAGAUGGCAAGGUCACAAACUGUUCUGAGCUGAGCAAACAGAGGCCGACCGAGCCGCUCUGUUUUUCUGCCUCUCUCAUUGGGCUCCUUGGAAACUUGAACAAACAGCAGCACACACAUUACAGUUUCCACGUUAUACAGGGUACGGGUUACUUCAGGUGUGUCCUGGCUUAACCAUUAAACUCAGGCUUUAUCCAAUGACGUUCCUCUGCUGACCUCAAAUCAGUGAUCACUGGGAGUCUCACUUGAGCUUUUGGGACACUUGAAUGUUUUUCUUCUUGUUCUCAGGGGAAAUGCUGGAAAAGAGCUUGUUCCUGCUUUGUUUGUCAUCUGCUCUGGCAAAAGAGCUGUGUUCAGAAGAUGCUGCAGACGCCUACAAAGUUCGACUCAGCAUCAAAACGGCUCUGGGAGAUCAAGCUUAUGUUUGGAAUGAAAGUGAAAUGUUCCUUUUCCGAGCGACUCUGGCUUUUGCCAUGAGGAACCACUUCAACAGCGAGGACUUUCACGUGUCCAGCAUCAUCGUGUGUGAUAGGACUGACAGAGUGUCGUUCUGGUUCGUGGUGACUUCACCGAACGACACUUCAACCCUCGUGGAUAAAAACAAUGUGGAGGAAGCUAUCAGGAAGUCGAGGAACCGCAUCAACAGUGCCUUUCUGCUAACUGAUAAAACUCUGGAGUUCAUCGGCAUCGUCCCCACCCUGGCAGCACCGUUCCAGCCCGCCACCCCUCCGUGGCUCAUUGUGUUCGGGGUGGUCAUGGGUGCUGUGGGCGCCGGCAUCGUCGCUCUGCUGGUGUCCUCUGUGGUCCAAAAGAGACGCAAGAAGAACGAGAAAAUGGAUGAUGAGGACGAUGAAGAGACGCGGGUGAAAACGGUGGAAAAUGGCACCGCAAGUGAGGGAGUUCACAACAUGUCAUUCUCAGAUGAUGAACGAUUCACACAGAUGUAGAACGCUUCGACAGAAACUCUCCCAUGUAGGAAACAAGAUGGGAAGAAAGAGUUUUAAAGCUGCUCCAGCUGGACUAACUUUUCAUCUGCAAAAUCAGUUUUAACCUGUAGUUUGUCGUAGGUUUGUCAUUUAAACGAUUGAAGACAUCUUCAUGAUUUUUUUCUUUCUCACUCAUCAUUUCUAUGCUGUCAUGACCUGCUGCCUCAAACAGAAACAAGCUCUUGCAAUUUUUGUAA